Molecule: messenger RNA, 552 nt
Organism: Lasiosphaeria miniovina
Lineage: Eukaryota; Fungi; Ascomycota; Sordariomycetes; Sordariales; Lasiosphaeriaceae
Exons: 1
Coding region: 1-552 (183 amino acids)
Source: RefSeq, a predicted model, not a curated record
AUGGACAACGAUAACAAUCAACAGCCGGGCCCGGGGGACACUAAGAUGAGCUUCGAUGACAACAACACCCCGACGAUGAGAGAAAUGCUGAGAGCCAACAUCGACCGCUUCAUGAGGGAAUUCCGUCAGGCGAACCCUCCCAGCGCUAACCAAAACACCACGUCCGGCGACGACAAAUGGACCCGCGUCUAUGAUGACGACGCCGCGGCAUUCCUAGCACAGCUUACAGAAGCGCAGGAGCGCGAUAGGAGGGACCGUCUCCUCCGGUCCCAGAAAGAUUCUGUUCCGGCCAAUGCGCCUAUUAGCGAUGGCCAGAAAGCCACGGCUAGUGAUGACCAGAAAGCCACGUCUGGCGAUGACCAGGACCAUAUGUGUGUUGACGAGCAGAAGGCCCGCGCCAAGGCUGGGCAGGAGGAAGAGGCAAUCAAAGCGGAGAUUCUUCGCGCCGUGAACUCGGAAGAGUCUAAGCGAGAGAAGGCUGUCUACGACCAGGAGGUUGAGCCUAGCGACGACCAGAAGGGCGGUUCUGGUGCCGGCCAGGAGAAUGUCUAG